GUCUUCUCCACUUUACUAUAAAAAUAAAGAGUGAUUUAAAGGAGUAAUAGGGACAGUAGUUAUAUAAAUACUUGUCAAGUGUUCCUGUUUAUGAUUUACUUUUACUUUAUUCUAUAUCCACUACUUCAAAGCCAUCAUUACUACUUCAAAGCCAACUCGCCUGCUUUGAAUCCAUCUAUACUGCUUCAAAGCUAUCUCUACCCGUUCGAAGUGCUCCAACAAUGAAGCUCUCCCUACUUAUAGCUGCUGUUUAUGCCGUUGCCAACGUUCAGGCUACUUGCUAUUGUUACGACUGGACUGUUAGCAACAGACCUCCUUAUAAAACAAUCCCAGUGAGAGACAAUGAGGCUACUAGAUAUGCUUGUCAGCACUGGGGGUAUGAUCCCGUCUCGGGCAAUGGCGGAUUGGUUUGUAACUCAGCCACGUCGCUAUCCCUGGCGAAUUGGAGAGCGGCUUGCUCUAAAUAUGGAGCAAGGGGCGGAGUCUGCUAAUGUCUCAGUCUUUACAAUCAAAAUAUUGGAGGCCAGUAUGAGGCUACGUAUAUAGGCAACUAGAAUUUAUGAAGAACGGCAAUUGAAGAGCUAAUAGAAAACGGUGGCUAAUAGAAAUAGAGGGCUAGUAGGAACAGGAG
Molecule: messenger RNA, 631 nt
Organism: Colletotrichum navitas
Lineage: Eukaryota; Fungi; Ascomycota; Sordariomycetes; Glomerellales; Glomerellaceae
Exons: 3
Coding region: 222-491 (89 amino acids)
Source: RefSeq, a predicted model, not a curated record